GGAUUUUAUUGGUUCCAUCAAACAAACAUAGAUUUGAGUCAAUUGAUGCUUUUUUACAAUCAAUAAAAAAGCCAUUACACAUACAAUCAUGUGUGUCCGUUUUUAUGUUGCAUGACAUUUUUCAUGGUUUCCUCUUCCUUUGACUGUGUUUUAUGAUGAGGAGCCCCCAGUGGUGGAGCUCACACAACUUUUCCGUGGGAAAAAAAAAGAAAAAACAAAGUGACUGCCCACUCGUGAAUUUGCAUAAGAAGCCCCACACUGCUCCCUUCAUGCAAAUGAGCGUCAACAAUGAACUUACUAAAUGUCAGCACUUGAAGAACCCCGACCUCCUCAUUAUUCCCCACCCUGAAGUUCAUUGUGAAGCGACAUUGUUUCUUUAAGAUCGCACUUGCAGUCAUCGGCAGCUCUGUCCAUUGUUUGGAUGGUCGGGGUUGGAGUGGGGGGGCAGAUUGAUAUACAGGGGGCCGAAGGCACAGAGGCGCAUAUCAUCAGCGGACCAGCUGCGGUGCAAAAGCGCGAGUCCUGAACGCAUCAUCCAGACAUGGGUUGCUAUGAUUGCUGUAUGCGCUGUUUGGGUGGGGUUCCAUAUUGCUCCCUAGUCGCUACAUUGCUGUGUUUCUCUGGCAUCGCCCUCUUCUGUGGUUGCGGACAUCAGGCACUUACAGAGACGGAGAGAAUCAUUGAGACUUACUUUGCCCGUAACCUUCAAGACUACAUCACUCUAGCCUACAUCAUUCAGUAUUUCCAGUAUGUCAUCUACGGUUUGGCCUCGUUUUUCUUCCUCUACUGCAUCGUGCUGCUGGCUGAGGGUUUCUACACUACAAGUGCUGCCAAGCAAACCUUUGGAGAGUUCAGGAGCACCAUGUGCGGCCGCUGCCUCAGCUCCUCGUUCAUAGUGAUGACAUAUGUACUUGCCGUGCUGUGGCUGCUGGUGUUCGCUCUCUCUGCCUUGCCGGUCUACUUCUUCUACAACAUGGAUGCAACGUGCCACACCAUCGACGUUCUGACCGAGACCCCGGCGAGUAUCAACCAGCUCUGUGUUGAUGCAAGGCAAUACGGCCUCCUGCCUUGGAACGCAGUACCAGGGAAAGCUUGUGGGAUGACCCUGUCUAAUGUUUGCAAAACCAGAGAGUAUCAAAUGACCUAUAACCUGUACAUUGCUGCCUUCGCCGGUGCGGGCAUCACUCUCUUGGCUCUGCUGACCUAUACUGUGUCUACCACCUAUAACUUUGCGGUUCUGCGGUAUCUUGGGAGAAAGGGGAUAGGUGCACGGUGUUAGGAACCCAGUUUCGUCUCUUCCCCGCCUCCACCUUGGGAUCUAAAGGAAUGGAAACACAUCUGUCCUUUUUCUUCCGCCUGUGGACUUUAUGAAAAAAAAACAACUUGUUUUUAUACUUUGACUUUCUGUAAAGAUGAUAUUUUUCUGUUGGUUUAAUGUGAGAAAUUGCUUGGAGGUACAGGAGGGCUCAUUUUCCUAUCAUCAAUGGUAAUUACUGUCUUGUUCACUACUGGGAAUAGUCUCUACAUUUUAAUUUUUGCUGCCCAAAGACCAAAUAACAUGCCUCUAACAAAUUAACAUAUAAUAAUUAGAUGCGACAUAUGCAAGUAGAUUGCAGCUGUUAUGGAGAAUAGAAAGAGGGGGGGUUACCACGGCGACGAGCCCUCACAUCUGGUUACCAUGGAGGCGUAGAAGCAUGCUUUUGCAGUCUCAUGCUGACCCCAGGACUUUUCUCACGGGCUCGAGAAAACCCCGAACAAUGAAGUCAUGCUUGAUUCAAAAGCUGGCCAAUAAGGAGUUGGCUCUGGGGGGGCCACCUGCUCCAUGAACUCCUGUCAAAGGAUUGUAUUACAUGCCGAGAAGGAGGGGGCUUUUAGGGAUAAAGUUGGUCCUCCGUGACCAUUAUCCCACACACACGACCCCUGGAAUAAAGCUAAACUCUGAGAGAUCUAAAGUCAUCUCAUAAUGUAGAGAUGGCAGGAACACUACCUAAAUAUGAAGUAUUUUAGACCAAAAAUGGGAUGCUCCAGUUGGCCAUUUCAUUAAUCUGUGAUUGAGUUUCUAGAAAAAAAAUAGCUUUUUCUUAAAUAAUUCUUCAAGAAUUUGUUUGUAGUUAUUGUAUAACACGUUUUCCUUAUUUGCUGCUGAUUCACUAAUUUUUUUUUAGAUUGACUUUUGUAAAGUAGGAAGUAUUUUUGUGAAGCAAUACUUGGCUGUAUGAGGUGGAAUUGUCAGGUGAUGGCUGGUAGGUGUUUUUACUUUCUUUUUUGUCAUUUUUCAAAAUAAAAUGAAUGCUUUGAAGAGUU
Molecule: messenger RNA, 2304 nt
Organism: Oryzias melastigma (Indian medaka)
Lineage: Eukaryota; Metazoa; Chordata; Actinopteri; Beloniformes; Adrianichthyidae
Gene: plp1a
Product: proteolipid protein 1a
Exons: 7
Coding region: 542-1279 (245 amino acids)
Biological process (GO): central nervous system myelination; axon development
Cellular component (GO): myelin sheath; plasma membrane
Molecular function (GO): structural constituent of myelin sheath
Source: RefSeq, a predicted model, not a curated record